CAUUUCUAUCUAUUCCUACAAGAAGUUAUGUUCUUAUAAAAAUAUACUAAACAAAUUUCAUUAAAUAAUAUAUUUUUAUUUUCUUAUUUUCUUGUCGUUUAAAAAAACAUGUUUCUUCUCAAAAAUAUCUCUAGUCGCAACAUCAAUCAAUGUUCUACAAAUAUUUUAAGGUUCUCCUCGACAAUUGGCGGAGUUUUGCCGGAAAAAGAAAAAUCCUCACAACGAAAUGUGAAUGAAAAUCUUGGUCAACCGACUUCGUGGACACAUUCACAUCUUCUGAAUGAAGGUGAAAUUGUUCCCAAAAUCAAGGUUGACGAAUUUAAAGAACGUCGAACUCGUCUCAUGCAAGGAAUCCAAAAGCACACAAACAAUGUGGAACCGACAAUCAAAAAUCACACAGUAAUUGUCCCAUCGGGAACCAAAAAAUAUAUGAGCGACAAAAUCCCUUAUGUCUUUCGUCAAAAUUCAGAGUUUUUCUAUCUCACUGGCUGUUUGGAACCGGAUUCAGUUCUUGUGAUGACAAUCGAUGAAUCGAGUCAAGCCACAUCGACUUUGUUCAUGAGACCGAAAGACAAACACGCUGAACUCUGGGAUGGACCACGAACUGGAGUUGACAAUUCUUUGGAAUUGUUUGGAGUAGAUGAGGCCUAUCCUGUAAGCGAUUUUAAGGCACAAAUCAUUCGAAAAACAAAAGAAAAAUCCCACGCUGCCAUUUGGUAUGACGAACACGGAACAGAUCAGCAUCAUUUGGCGGAAAUUCUAAGAGCCACCGAUUUAAAAGUCCCUUUGAAGUCGCCAGCUGUGUUUAUGCAAAGCAUGCGACUCUUUAAAUCGUCUGCAGAAUUAGAUUUGAUGAGGAAAACAUGUAAAAUUGCUUCAGAAGCUAUCAACGAGACAAUGGCCGAAGCUCGGCCGGGAUGCUCCGAGCAUCAUAUCUUUGCCAUGGUUGACUUUAAAUGUCGCAUGAAGAACGCAAGUCAUCUCGCUUACCCACCUGUGGUUGCUGCCGGGAAUAAUGCCACAACAAUUCAUUACAUAAAUAACACUCAGUUGGUCCAAAGUGGUGAUAUGGUUCUGAUGGAUGCUGGCUGUGAAUACGGGGGCUAUACCAGCGAUAUAACUCGAACUUGGCCUAUAAGUGGAGAGUUUACUGAGCCACAGAAAGUACUCUAUGAUGUUAUUUUGACAUUGCAAAAGGAUCUUCUUGGGAUUCUUCUGAGAGAAGGUGGAGAUACCUUAGAUACGCUAUUCGAAACGAUGUGUAUCAGGCUUGGAAAGUAUUUAAAAGAAGUUGGACUUAUACCAGCCCAUAUCACUAACGACCAGGCUAUAGCAAGGGCAGCUUAUAAUUUUUGUCCACAUCAUGUAUCUCACUACCUAGGAAUGGAUGUCCACGAUACUCCUCUCAUGUCAAGAAGUAUGAAACUAGUGCCUGGUAUGGUUUGUACUGUGGAACCUGGUAUUUAUAUCGCCAAAGACCGUCUAGAUGUACCAAAAGAAUUUCGAGGUCUUGGAAUACGUAUUGAAGAUGACGUGUACAUUGCUGAUACGGAACGAGUAGAAAUUCUAACAUCGGAUUGUAUAAAAGAACGCUCAAGUUUAGAAAGUCUUUUAAAAAGCAAAAGUCAGUGAUUUGCGAGUUGAACAAAUAUAACUCGAAAUGAUUAUAUAGCUUUAAGUUUAAAUUCAAUCGAUGAUGGAUAAAAAUAUAUAUUUUCGACGAAUUUUAUUAUUAAAGAAGUGAACAUAAUGAAAGUAUUGCCAA
Messenger RNA from Episyrphus balteatus (marmalade hoverfly), 1765 nucleotides. Its product is annotated as xaa-Pro aminopeptidase 3. The coding region runs from base 109 to 1632 and encodes 507 amino acids. The record is from RefSeq and is a predicted model, not a curated record. NCBI's taxonomy places the organism in Eukaryota, Metazoa, Arthropoda, Insecta, Diptera, Syrphidae. Gene Ontology annotation, molecular function: metalloaminopeptidase activity; manganese ion binding. The transcript is spliced from 6 exons. Gene Ontology annotation, cellular component: mitochondrion.